AUGAAUCACAAUGAGCUACUCCAGCAGAAGCUCGGUGAGCUCCAGAAGAUGUUCCCGCACUGUGUCUUCGUCUAUGCUGACUUCUGGAAGGCCUACAUGAAGGUGCUGUCAGGGUUGCACCGGUUCGGGUUCGUGGAACCUUUCAAGGCCUGCCGUGGUUCUGGUGGUGGCCACUUCAACUUCGAUCUCAAGAACCUCUGUGGGUCCCCUCACUCCUCCAUCUGCGCUAAGGCUGCCGAACACAUAGUCUGGGAUGGGAUCCACUUUAGUGCUGCCAUGUACAAGGUCAUUGCCAAACUCUUCAUCCAAGGUGGCUUUACCCACCCUUCCUUUGCAACGCUCCUCAAAUUCAAGAAGGGCCUCAUCCCUCAUAUAUAG
This is a messenger RNA of Punica granatum (pomegranate), 378 nucleotides long. NCBI's taxonomy places the organism in Eukaryota, Viridiplantae, Streptophyta, Magnoliopsida, Myrtales, Lythraceae. The record is from RefSeq and is a predicted model, not a curated record.